Populus trichocarpa (black cottonwood) is the source of this 2726-nucleotide messenger RNA. RefSeq lists its product as uncharacterized. Lineage: Eukaryota; Viridiplantae; Streptophyta; Magnoliopsida; Malpighiales; Salicaceae. Gene Ontology annotation, cellular component: cytoplasm; nucleus. Gene Ontology annotation, biological process: ubiquitin recycling; proteasome-mediated ubiquitin-dependent protein catabolic process. Bases 116 to 2401 code for a protein of 761 amino acids. The record is from RefSeq and is a predicted model, not a curated record. Gene Ontology annotation, molecular function: ubiquitin binding. The transcript has 23 exons.
UAAACCAAAAUUCACUUAUGAUCCCUUCAUUGCCAAACACAGCAAAUUGCUUCUACCUUUACUUGUAAACUAAAAACAAUCACUCUCCCCUCUCACUCAAAGGUCUCUCAAAAUCAUGGACAUGGAAAUCGACUUCAAAAAUUAUCAACUAAGCCAAGAACUCCGCGGCCACGAAGACGACGUUCGCGGUAUUUGUGUUUGCGGAAAUGCGGGAAUAGCGACGUCGUCGAGGGAUAAAACGGUGAGGUAUUGGGUACCAGACCCGACCGACAAACGCAAGUACGAAUCAUCGAAAAUUCUGUUAGGGCAUUCGAGUUUUGUGGGACCAUUGGCAUGGAUUCCGCCGAACCAGGACUUUGUAGAAGGUGCGAUUGUGUCUGGUGGAAUGGACACGAUGGUGCUUGUUUGGAAUUUGAGUAACGGAGAGAAAGUUCAGAGCUUGAAAGGUCAUCAUUUGCAAGUCACCGGUGUUGUUUUGGAUGGCGAAGAUAUUGUUUCUUGCUCCGUUGACUGUACCUUGAGGAGGUGGAGGAAGGGUCAACUUGUUGAGAAUUGGGAGGCUCAUAAGUCUGCAAUUCAAGCAAUUAUUAAGCUGCCAUCGGGCGAGCUUGUUACAGGUUCAACUGACACAACUUUAAAACUUUGGAAAGGGAAGACGUGUUUACACACUUUUGCAGGGCAUUCAGAUACGGUUCGAGGCUUAGCAGAGAUGCAUGGAUUGGGAAUUCUUUCUGCAUCGCAUGAUGGCUCCAUCAGAUUAUGGGCUUUAACUGGCGAAGUAUUAAUGGAGAUGGUUGGUCAUGCUUCAAUUGUCUAUUCAGUUGAUUCGCAUGUAUCUGGACUUAUUGUUAGUGGUAGUGAAGAUUGUUCAGCAAAGAUUUGGAAAGAUGGAGCCUGUAUUCAGAGUAUAGAGCAUCCUGGUUGUGUGUGGGAUGUCAAAUUCUUGGAAAAUGGUGAUAUUGUGACAGCAUGCUCAGAUGGAGCAGUACGUAUUUGGACUUCAUAUCAGGAGAGAAUUGCAGAACCAGCAGACCUUGACUCUUAUGUCUCCCAACUUUCUCAAUACAAGAUAAGCAGGAAGAGGGUUGGGGGAUUGAAAUUGGAAGAUUUACCAGGCCUUGAGGCUUUGCAGAUUCCAGGAACCACUGAUGGCCAGACCAAAGUCAUCAGAGAAGGGGACAAUGGUGUAGCAUAUGCUUGGAAUUUGAGAGAACAGAAGUGGGAUAAAAUUGGAGAAGUUGUUGAUGGACCAGAAGAUGGCAUGAAGCGUCCCGUUCUUGAUGGAUUUGAAUAUGAUUACGUAUUUGAUGUUGAUAUUGGUGAUGGUGAGCCGAUUCGCAAGUUGCCAUACAAUCGAUCAGAUAAUCCAUAUGACACUGCUGACAAGUGGCUUCUCAAGGAGAAUCUUCCUCUUGCCUAUCGUCAACAGAUUGUAGAGUUUAUACUCCAAAAUUCUGGACAGGGGGGAGUUGCACUUGAUUCAUCAUUCCGUGACCCGUUCACUGGCGCAAAUGCUUAUAUACCCGGAGGAUCUUCUAGCAUGUCUGUUGUUUCAGCAAAACCUACUUUCAAACAUAUUCCCAAGAAAGGAAUGCUUGUUUUUGACGUGGCUCAGUUUGAUGGGAUCCUGAAAAAGAUCACAGAGUUCCACAAUUCUCUUUUAUCUGAUCCUGUCAAAAAGGACCUGUCUUUGUCAGAGCUUGAGAUAUCAAGAUUGGGUGCAGUUAUUAAAAUUUUAAAGGACACAUCACAUUACCAUACAAGUAGAUUUGCAGAUGCUGACAUUGCUUUGCUGCUGAAAUUGCUAAAAUCUUGGCCACUGGCAAUGAUAUUUCCAGUUAUUGAUAUUCUGAGGAUGCUUGUUCUACACCCAGAUGGGGCGACUGUACUUCUCAAGCAUGUUGAAGAUGAAAAUGAUAUCCUGAUGGAAAUGAUCAAGAGAGUUACAACAAAUCCUCCACUUCCGCCAAACCUUUUAACGGGCAUCCGUGCUGUGACUAAUCUAUUCAAGAAUUUACCCUACCAUACCUGGCUUCAAAAGCACCAGAGUGAGAUUCUUGAUGUUUUUUCAAGCUGUUAUUCAUCUCCCAAUAAGAACUUGCAGUUGUCUUAUGCUACCAUGAUACUCAAUUACGCCGUGCUGUUGAUUGAAAAGAAAGAUCUUGAAGGCCAAUCUCAAGUUCUUACAGCAGCUAUUGCGAUUGCAGAAGGGGAAAAUAUUGAAGUUGAUUCAAAAUUCCGGGCUUUAGUUGCUGUUGGAUCACUGAUGCUUGAUGGUCUGGUGAAAAGAAUUGCAUUGGACUUUGAUGUUGAGAAUGUUGCGAAAACAGCCAAAGCUUCUAAAGAAACGAAGAUUGCUGAAGUUGGAGCUGACAUUGAACUGCUAACAAAACAGAAGUGAAUGUUGGUCUGUGAACGUCAAUCGAACCAUCAGAAGAAGGGGUACCUGGCGCACAUGAACUGAACUAUCAGAGGCAACAUCUUCAAGGCUAAGAGAAAACAGAAUUGGCAAGCACAGCAAGUCACUAGAUUGAAAGAAAUGCCGAGGAGGAGUAAAAAAAUGGAGCUUCGUAUUUUUAAAAAUUCUCAUUUGACAUUACGUUGUAACAUAAACGAGGACGCAGGACGAUGUUAACAGAUACGUUCGCCGCAGUAACAAGUAAUCUUCAUGCUAUAAAGAAUCCGGGAACAUGAAAAUAUAAGCCAAACCUUGAUUGUCUUUUAAU